Adineta steineri is the source of this 2910-nucleotide messenger RNA. The record is from the annotation of a GenBank genome assembly. Lineage: Eukaryota; Metazoa; Rotifera; Eurotatoria; Adinetida; Adinetidae.
AUGGCAGCUGCUGUCACUGGUACCAGCACAAAAUCAUCACCUGAUGUCGAUCAUGCGAGAAGACGACGCAUGGCACAAAGUUAUAUUCUCAUUUGGAUUGGUGUCGGCAUCGACGAGACAAACAGAGACUGCCAAGAUACCUUAGCACAACUGAGAACCGUCGUCAAUAGUGUCCACUUUUUUACUCAGUCAGAUGAUGCCGUCGAUUUUCUCACUGAUUCUGAAGAGAUCAAAGCCUUUCUGGUUAUAGAAAAUACUCUUGGUCAACAAAUAAUACCACUGAUUCAUGAUAUUCCUCAAUUGGAUAUUGUUUAUAUUCUCUGUGAUAAUCAAUCUCAGAAUGAACCAUGGGCCACGAGAUGGAAGAAAAUCAAAGGAUUACACACAAAUAGCAAGACCAUAUCUGAGGCACUGCAAUUAAGUGUCAAACAAUGUAAUCAAGACCCUAUUGCCUUGAGUUUUGUUAAGGUAACUGAAACAACGUCCACCGCCAACCUGGAUCAGUUAGCCCCGACAUUUAUGUACACUCAAGUAUUCAAAGAGAUCUUACUCGAAAUAGAACACACCGAGCAAUCAAUCAAAGAGUUCACUGCUUACUGUCGACAAAACAAUUGUGGGACUCCGAAUAAUAUCGACCGAUUCGAGAAAGAAUAUGCUCCCCAGUCAGCUAUUUGGUGGUAUACUUCUCAAUCAUUUAUCUACUCUGAACUCAACUAUGCUCUUCGUGUGAUGGAAGUUGGCAGCAUCAUCAAAAUGGGUUUCUUUAUUUGUGAUUUACACCGUCAAAUUGAACAAUUAUAUAGACAGCAACUCAGUGACUAUCAUGAAAACUCCUUCAUUGUCUAUAGAGGACAAGGACUCUCCAAAGUGAACUUUGAGAAACUGUUAGAAACAGAAGGUGGACUUAUGUCCUUCAACAAUUUCUUAUCUACUAGUACCAAUAAAGACGUUUCUUUCACAUUUGCUGACAGUAUUUCGACAAUUACUAACAUGGUUGGUAUACUCUUCGUGAUCUCUAUUGAUUCACGUAUCUCAUCAGCACCAUUCGCCUCCAUCAAGAAGUUUAGUUCUUUCGAAGCUGAAGAAGAAAUUCUCUUUUCAAUGCACACGGUGUUUCGGAUCGGUAUAAUUAAACAAAUGGCUGACAAUAGUCAGCUUUAUGAAGUCGAACUUCAACUGACAGCUGAUGAUGAUAAACAACUUCGUGUACUCACCAAUCAGAUAGCAAAAGAGGCUGCAGGUAACACUGGAUGGCAACGAUUGGGUAACUUAUUACUUAAGAUAGGCCAUUCUGAUAAGGUCGAAGAACUUUACAACCUACUACUCGAACAAACAUUUGAUGAGAGCGAGAAAGCACUUUAUUACCAUCAGCUUGGAUAUGUCAAAACUGAUCAACGUGAUCAGAAAAUGGCUAUCUGGUAUUACGAAAAAGCGCUUGACAUAUGUGAAAAAAUUCUUCCUUCAAAUCAUGUUACUUUGGCUACUUCCUACAACAAUGUCGGUGCAGUAUAUGACCACCUAGGAGAGUACUCGAAAGCACUUUCAUAUCAUGAAAAAGCACUUCAUAUAUACGAAAAAAUUCAUCCUCCAAAUUAUCCUUCAUUGGCUAGUUCCUACAAUAAUAUCGGUUUGGUGUAUGACAACAUGCGAGAGUACUCGAAAGCGCUUUUAUAUUAUGAAAAAGCACUUGAUACAUACGAAAAAACUCUUCCUUCAAAUCAUCCUGAUUUAGCUACUUCCUAUAAUAACAUCGGUUCAGUGUAUAUGAAUACGGCUGAGUACACGAAAACACUUCCAUAUUAUGAAAAAGCCCUUGACAUAUAUGAAAAAACCCUACCUUCAAAUCAUCCUUCUUUGGCUACUUCCUACAGCAACAUCGGUUCAGUGUAUAUGAGUAUGGGAGAGUACUCGAAAACACUUCCAUAUUACGAAAAAGCGCUUGAUAUAUUUCAAAAAUGUCUUCCCCCAAAUCAUCCUUCGUUGGCUGCUUCCUACAAUAAUAUCGGUUUUGUGUAUAAGAACAUGGGAGACAACGUCAUAGCACUUUCAUAUUAUGAAAAAGCACUUGGCAUAAAUGAAAAAAUUCUACCUUCAAACCAUCCUGAUUUGGUUAAUUACUACAAUAAUAUUGGUUUGGUGUAUGACAAUAUGCGAGAGUACUCGAAGACACUUCUAUAUUACGAAAAAGCACUUAAUAUAUAUGAAAAAACCCUUCUUCCGAAUCAUCCUAAUUUGGCUAUUUCCUAUAACAGCAUCGGCUCACUGUAUAUGAAUAUGGGAGAGUGGUCGAAAGCGCUUCCAUAUUACGAAAAAGCGCUUGAUAUAUAUGAAAAAAUCCUUCCUGCACAUCAUCCUACUUUAGCCACUUGCUAUAACAAUAUUGGGGCCGCGUAUGAUUACAUAGGAAAUUACUUGAAAGCACUUCCAUAUCUAGAAAAAGCACUUAAUAUAUUUCAAAAAUGCUAUCCCCCAAAUCAUCCUUCGUUGGCUGCUUCCUACAACAACAUUGGUACGGUGUAUAAAGCCAAAAAAGAAUACUCGAAAGCACUUUCAUAUUAUGAAAAAGCACAUGAUAUAUAUGAAAAAACUCUUCCUGCAAAUCAUCUUUCCUUGGCUAUUUUCUUCAACAACAUUGGUGCAGUGUAUGUCACCAUGAAAGAGUACUCGAAAGCCUUUCCAUAUUACGAAAAAGCACUUGAAAUUCGACAAAAAUUUUUACAUUCAAAUGAUCCUGAUCUCGCUGAAUCCUACAAGGAUUCUGCAGGUCUAUAUUAUUACAUGGAAGAAUAUUCAAAAGCACUCUCAUAUUUCGAACUUGCUCGAGACAUAUGGCAAAGUUCACUACCUCCAAAUCACACUGAACUCAAAAACAUGGAAGAAAGUAUUGACAUUGUAAAAAAGAAAUUAUAA